Messenger RNA from Maudiozyma barnettii, 1239 nucleotides. RefSeq names its product putative lipoate--protein ligase (gene AIM22). Gene Ontology annotation, cellular component: mitochondrion; cytoplasm. The transcript has a single exon. Gene Ontology annotation, molecular function: lipoyltransferase activity. Bases 1 to 1239 code for a protein of 412 amino acids. Lineage: Eukaryota; Fungi; Ascomycota; Saccharomycetes; Saccharomycetales; Saccharomycetaceae. Gene Ontology annotation, biological process: protein lipoylation. The record is from RefSeq and is a predicted model, not a curated record.
AUGCUAAAAAGAUGCUACAUACUUUCCAAAUUAAACACGUUUACGUAUAAAUCCCAACGGUAUGUAAACACUAAAGUCCCCUUCGAUAUAAAUGAAACUGAUGACCAAUAUAAAGGAAUUAACACAAUGUAUUCCGAUAUGUUCUCUCAGUCAUUAAGUAAUACCAAUACAAAAGAUGAUAAUACUGAUAUUUCUCGAGAAACAAACCCUCUAUCUGAAUGCGAUAAAUUGAAUAAGGAAUUUCAAGAUUUAUUUCAAGUUGAUAACACAUGUUUGUCCGGAAAGGAAUUGGAACACAAGGUGACGUCCCCUGGUAGAUUUAUCCUAAAGAGUUUAUCAAAUAACCCUUAUUAUAAUUUGGCACUGGAAGAUUAUGUCUUUAGAAAGACACCUGUAUCCAAAGAAAUUAGUCAUGACGUCUUCCCUAAUCAUAGAUUGUUGUUUUAUAUUAAUAAAAAAUGUGCAGUUAUUGGAAAAAAUCAGACCGUUUGGCAGGAAGUAUAUCUUUCUGAACUACAAGAGCAAAGUUAUGAAUUAUUAAGGAGAUUAUCAGGAGGUGGUGCUGUCAUACACGAUCUGGGAAAUGUUAAUUACUCGUUUAUUACAUCCAGAAAUGAAUUUCAUUCAAGUUUUUUUAAUGAAUUGAUUGUAAAAUGGCUACAUUCGUACGAUGAAACUUUACCUGUCACUUUAAACAAAAGGAGUGAUAUAUUAUUUGAUGGGAAGAAAUGUGGUGGUAGCGCAUUCAAGAUUGCUCAAGGUAAAGCAUAUCAUCAUGGUACAAUGCUUGUGAAUUCAGAUCUAGGGAAUUUUCAUGGAUUAUUGAAAGCCAAAGAUAUACCUGGAAUAAAGUGGGAUAGUCCGAGUGUCGACAGUGUAAGAUCCAACGUUUCCAACAUUUCAUUAAAAUCAACAGAUAAUUUCAUGGAUAUUUGUAUUGAUGGAUUUAGAACUGAUUUCAAAGGGGCGAACCAUCAUGAGAUACCUGUCUAUUUCUGUAAUGAAGAUAUAACUAUAAACGAUGAAAUAAACUCCUCGAUGAAUACCUUAAAAGAUGAUAAAUGGAAGUACUUUAAUGGUCCCAAGUUUGAUGUUGCUUUUCUUGAUAAGCAAGUGUUUAUAUCUUGUGAAAAGGGAAUCAUUACAAAAUGUAAUAUAGCUGGUUUGGAAGGAAAAGCAUUCAAAACUUUAUGGGAAGAUAAAAAGGUAUAUAGAAAUAUUUAUCAGAACAAAUUUUAA